UAAAGUUUAACAAUUUAUGGGUUUCCUACAAUAAUUAUUUAUAAAGUAUAAUAAUUACAAUUAAUAAUAAAUAAACAAUAAAUCACUUAUAACGAUGGCAAUGGGUUUAAUGGAAACUUCUGUAGAUUAUAGCACAAAUAUACAAAAGUGUGGAGAAAUAACUUUUAGGUUGGAGUUUGACAAAAAAAUUUACGGACUUCACUGUGUGUUUUGCAGUGCGAUAUGUUUACAAUUUGAUGCAUUUAUAAAGCAUAUACAAGAAGAACAUGAAGCUCAACUUACGGGUUUACAUUCAGUGAUGAAAGAAGAGCUACAUUUGGAAGCUGAACAGCGCGGUAACGAAACGUAUAAUAAUGGCUUACGAUGGAAAAAUGAAAGAAAAAAGAACCAAAAGUUUGAUGCUGCAGUGGAAACUUAUAUUGUCAAAGAAGAACCAAUGGAAUCCGAAACGAAUGGCUUUAAUGAGAUGAUAAGUAAAGUGGAAACUGAUCUUAGUGAUAGUGGUGAUAAUAGUCUGGCGGCAAUAAAUGUAAUGCAGUAUUCUAAUGAGUUUAGAGCCGUACUGGAUGAUAGUCAAUUAGCUUUUGAAAAUUGCUCAAAAGCUAAUCUUGAAACGGUCGUUUUGAGAAGGGUUUCCAAAUUAGAAAAAGACCUUGAAAGGACAACAAAUCUUUUGAGCAAAUUGAGUGCUGAGAUGCUGAAAGUUAAACGUGACGUUAACAAAAUAACGAAACACAAUGAAAUCGAUGAGAAGGAGUUACCAAUACAGUCCUAUGAAGUUGUUGAGGAUUUUUUGAAGUUUGAUGAAAAAUAUAAGGACCCCGAAAAACUGAAACUACUGUCAAAUAAUUUUCUUCAUAUUAAUGCACCUACAAGUAUCGCCUAUGUUUUUAAGUGUUGGCGUUCACUGUUAAAAGAUAACGCCGCUAAAUAUCUCAACUGGACAGGUACAGGCAGCAAACAUCCAGUACGAACUUUGGCAAGUACUACAGCCAUAAGAGAUGCUUUCGCCCGGAAAUAUCCCAAUGAUCCAAUUGAAGUAUUUGAAUCGAAAACGAAAAAAUUCUUUCUGUAUGCUAGUGAUCGAAUUUCUAAGAGGCGACAACAAAAAUAGCUUAUCUUUAGAUACAGAUUCCGAAAAAUACUCUUCCAUUUUUACGUCAUGGAAUGGCACUGAUUUAUAUAUUUGAGAAAAUUCCAUUUUUUAAAAGGAUUAACUUUUUAAACGCUCGGUGAUCGAAUAAUGGAACACUUGGUUCACCUGCAUAUGCCAGAUAGAUCACUGUCAAUGAAAUAAAAUGGGACGAUAUCCUUUGAAAGAUAAUUGAAAUCACCGAAAUAAUUUGAAUUUUCUAAUAAAUUUGAAAAUUUUCCUUCUCUAGUAAAAUGAUGCAAAAGUUUGGUUCGGUUUAUUUGAAAACUUUCCGCAUUUACUAACACUUACAAUGGCUUAUAAUCUUAAACUAGAUAGCUGGAUAAUUUCUUUUGAUUAUUUUCAUGGACCAGCUGCUGUGUUUUCGUUAAACGAACUAUAUGUACUGUGUUUAUGGAAGUAAUUGUUUAAGCGUGUCUCCUCUGAGCCAGAUUGUACUCAUGACUAAGUUUAUUAAUUACAGAAAAUUCUAAAUAUUAAUCUAAUUUGAUUAAUUGUCCCAAAUACAAUAAUAACCAAAGACAAAGUUUAUCAGAUUUCGAGGAAGAUUUAAAUAGUAUCUAUUCAUCUGCCUUCUCUUAAAUA
Molecule: messenger RNA, 1738 nt
Organism: Glossina fuscipes
Lineage: Eukaryota; Metazoa; Arthropoda; Insecta; Diptera; Glossinidae
Exons: 6
Coding region: 95-1114 (339 amino acids)
Source: RefSeq, a predicted model, not a curated record